AUGGCUCAAUACGAGAUGCCCGUGAUAAUAAAAGCUUUGGGAAACGAUUCGGUCAGAUUGGCGCUUAAACGACAUCUUUUAAGAUUGAUUGACAACAAUCAAGUCGUGUUCGAUGUUAAAAAUCUUGGUCUCAGACGUUUGCCUCAAGCCUACCGAGUGGCUGGUGAAAAGCAAUAUGAAGGUCACUAUUUUCUUAUCAACUUUGAUGGACCGCCCGAUGGUCUCAGACUGGCUAAAUUGUUGGCAUACAAAGACAGUGAAAUAAUCAAGUGCCACUACUGCCGUAUCGAUGACGGCUGGCGCCCACCAUGCAAAGCUCCCAACGCUCCUGCCUGUGAAUUUGGUGAAAUCCGGAAUCCAAACUACGAGAAGACAAACAAGACAAAACAUGGCUUCCGUGCAUUUUAA
Messenger RNA from Rodentolepis nana, 408 nucleotides. The record is from the annotation of a GenBank genome assembly. Lineage: Eukaryota; Metazoa; Platyhelminthes; Cestoda; Cyclophyllidea; Hymenolepididae.